Messenger RNA from Mauremys mutica (yellowpond turtle), 1917 nucleotides. RefSeq names its product ELMO domain containing 1 (gene ELMOD1). Bases 456 to 1442 code for a protein of 328 amino acids. Gene Ontology annotation, molecular function: GTPase activator activity. Lineage: Eukaryota; Metazoa; Chordata; Testudines; Geoemydidae. The transcript is spliced from 15 exons. The record is from RefSeq and is a predicted model, not a curated record.
ACAUUCCGGCAGCGCCGCCGCGCAGCCUGUGCCCGGGGCAGCCGAACCCGCCGCGGCUCAGUGCGGCAGCUGCCGAGCGGGGGAGAGGCUGGCGAGCGGCGGCGGCGGCUCUGCGGCGCUAUGGGACCGUAGCACCCACCGCAGGCAGCAGAGAGAACUGGUUUAAAGAAGAAAAAAGCUAGUUUUAACCUGACCUUGAGGCCCAUGAAGACAGAAGCAUCAGUUUUUUCUUCAAGAACAACUUUAUCUGUGAUUGGUUGAGGAGGAUUGCGUGUCUGGAACAUCAAAGCCACCACAAUGAAGCACUUCCUGAGGAUUUCUGCAAGCAAGAAUUCAUUUUUAUUAAAAAAAUAAUAAUUGAAAACAAAUUUCAGUAACUGUUCAUACCAUUCUCGUUGUAAAGAAGACUUCCGCUAUCAAAAAGUUAAGAUGGACGAGUAGUGUAACAUUACAGAAUGUUUGUCCAGGUGUGCCUGUACUUCUACUGUAAAUGUUUGUGGCGCUGUCUGAAAUUUGUGGUGAGGAAAUUAACGGGACGAUGUGAAUUACAAAGGAUCUGUUACAAUAUCAAGCCUGGGGCUAGCAGAACUAUGAAGAUAGAGACAUCACUGAGGGGUUCAAAAAAUAAGCUGCUGCAAACUUCAGUAAGUAUUCAUCCAGAUGCCAUUGAAAAAACUAUAGAUGACAUCAUGGAACUGAAAAAGAUUAAUCCAGAUAUAAAUCCACAGUUAGGAGUAUCUCUUCAGGCCUGUCUCCUACAGAUUGUAGGGUACAGAAAUCUGAUUGCAGAGGUUGAAAAGCUGCGCAGAGAGCCAUAUGAGUCAGAGAAUCCCCAACAUGAAGAGAUGCUUCUAAAGUUAUGGAAAUGUUUGAAGCCUGAUUGCCCAUUGGAAGCUCGGAUUUCGAAGCAGUGGUGUGAAAUUGGUUUCCAAGGAGACGAUCCUAAAACAGAUUUUAGAGGGAUGGGCCUCCUGGGAUUAUAUAACCUGUUAUAUUUUGCUGAACGGGAUGCUGCAGUAGCUCAGCAAGUUCUCUCCGAUUCCCUUCAGCCGAAAUACAGGGACAUCACUAAAGAGGAGCUGAGCCAAUUCAGCAAAGCUGAAUGGGAGAAGAAAAGGUUUGAUAAGGCAAUUGGCUACUCUUUUGCUAUUGUUGGCAUUAACAUAACUGACCUUGCAUACAACCUGCUUGUGAGUGGUGCGCUGAAGACCCAUUUCUACAAUGUUGCUCCAGAGGCUCCAACGUUAUCCCAUUUCCAACAGACGUUCUGCUAUUUGAUGCAUGAAUUCCAUAAAUUCUGGAUUGAAGAAGAUCCACUGGACAUAAUGGAGUUUAACCGUGUGCGAGAGAAAUUUCACAAGCGAAUUUUAAAACAGCUCCAGAAUCCAGACAUGGCUCUGUGCCCUCACUUUGCUGCCUCAGAAAGCUUAAUCAACAUGUAGUUAUUCACUUGAUUUGAUUUGAGAACACUGCCUCACUCUUCUCUUAGGUCACACUUUAGAUCAUCACUAACAUAUUGAAUGACCAUGGCGAUUGUAUGCAUGCCUUUUGGUGCAGUAUUCAUCUCUUUUUGUCAUAAACAUUAGAUCCCCUUACACUUGUCUUUCCAGGGGAUUUCUCAUUAAAUGGGUGCUCAUAUUGCGGCAUUAUGCAGUGUUACGUUCUAAAUUGAUGUCCAGGUAUCAAGAGUUUUCUAUUUUUUUAGACCUUUUUUCCCAUAAUUCGACAUUGAAGAACUGUAUUUCUCUAGCUGUGUUUUGUAUAUGUGGAAUAAUUAUCUGAAUCUUGUAUUGUGAAAGCCUUUUAACUUAUUGAUAUGUUUUGUGAUAACUACUGACAUUUCAAGCAAAGUACAUGUUUGGACUUCAUCUAGAAGAUAAUGUAUGUAACUUUAAUCUAAUGCAGAAAAACACAUUA